This is a messenger RNA of Miniopterus natalensis, 6149 nucleotides long. RefSeq names its product poly(A) binding protein interacting protein 2B (gene PAIP2B). Gene Ontology annotation, cellular component: cytoplasm. Gene Ontology annotation, biological process: negative regulation of translational initiation. Gene Ontology annotation, molecular function: mRNA regulatory element binding translation repressor activity. Lineage: Eukaryota; Metazoa; Chordata; Mammalia; Chiroptera; Miniopteridae. The record is from RefSeq and is a predicted model, not a curated record.
CGCUUCUCCGUGCUGUGGCUCACGCUCGGGUGCUAGAGGCCGAGACUGUUUCGGCAGCGACGACCUCCGCGGCGACGGCUGAGGCUCUCGGAAGAGCGGCGGAGUAGGGUCUGAAGGAGGGACUUCUGGUCAGCCCAGGCAGCUGGAAGGUGAACACCAGAGCAGCAGAAUCCACUCUUUACAAGGUUGGGAACCUUAAUCGGUUUUGUUCAAGGUUCUACCAUAAUGAAUGGAUCCAGUGUGGCAAAUACAUCACCCAGUGUAAAAGCCAAAGAGGACCAGGGGUUAAAUGGGCACGAUGAGAAGGAAAACCCAUUUGCAGAGUACAUGUGGAUGGAGAAUGAAGAGGAUUUCAACAGACAGGUUGAGGAGGAGCUGCAGGAGCAGGACUUUUUGGACCGGUGCUUUCAAGAGAUGCUGGAUGAAGAAGACCAAGACUGGUUUAUUCCAUCACGAGACCUGCCUCAGGCCAUGGGACAGUUGCAACAACAGUUAAAUGGGCUGUCUGUCAGCGAUGGCCAUGAUUCUGAAGAUAUUUUGAGCAAAAGUAACCUGAACCCGGAUGCCAAGGAAUUUAUUCCAGGAGUGAAGUAUUGAGCUGGCAGAAAAACUUUGAGGAGGACUUCUAUGUCCCCACAUCUGGGGACAUCACUGCACAAAAAUGCAGAGCUGAAGGGGGUGGGGUGGGCUAGGGAUGCACAGUGGGGAAGGGGAAUAGUGGUUUAACUUGACACUGUGACUGGAGUAGCUAACGUGCUCAGUCUUACUCUACAAGCCUCUGAGUAUUUCUCUUUUGUUCUACUGACUUUCAUUUUGAUCAGUUUCCUAUUAUUAUUAUUAGGUUUUGGCUUUUUGAGUUAAAGAAAUUGCAAUCUUCUUUUUUUCCCUUUCAUCAGGAACCUUCUGCUAUGUGUGUUUAAACAAAAUAAGCUGACCAAGAAAAUCUGGGUGUUUAUGAAUGCCCUUUCACACCCUGCUGUAUACUUGCAAGGGCAGUGAACACCUACAAAACUACUAUCGAGUCUGUUAAGCUGGAUGGGAAGAGGGACGAGUGGAAGAAGUAGGUGUUUUAAACCAGACUACGCAAUUUAGCUCUCCUGACCCCUGGGGGCUUUUUGCAAUGAACUGGGAUUAUCCUUGGCCUGCUGAGCCCAUGUCUUCCUGCCUUGAACCCCAUUCAAGAAAACACAGACUUAAAGUACUGGUUUAUGGUAACUCUUGAUGAUUGAUGAAAGUUGUAAAUUAUAAGGGGAAAACUGUGAUGAUUAUUGUCACUUGAAUCAUACGGUUACUGUUGGCCUACUCUUAAGCCUCUGUUUACAGCUACCAUCAAACUCAUCAUUUACAAGGUACAAAAGCACUAAGGUAGAUUUGCCUCUUUGUCUCUGAUGGUGUCUAGUCCCCUAUCCCUUUCCAUCCCCACCCUACUCUGAUUUUAAGAAAAGAUACUGUUACCAAAGGUGUGUGAAAGGCAUGCUGUGCUGGCCAUCAGCUUCAGCCUGGAGAAGUCAUCCUUGAAUCCUGUUAGUGUGUCCCAAAUUUAUUUUUGACAAGUUUUUUUUCCAGCCUCAUGAAGACUUUGUUCUUUUGGUAUCUUACUUCCCUUGGAAAGGUUUAUGCACCUUUACAAGUAAAUAUAUUUUUUUAGAACACUAGCAAGAAGCUCAGUUCACAAUUUUGAUGCUUCUCCCACUUUAUAGAAUUAUGCAAAAGAACUACAAAAAAAAAAAAGCCUAGUGGAGUGAGUCCAACUUGACCUAGGUGACUGUGCUCCCCACCAGGAUAAUUUCAGCAGCUAUAAAGUUUUGCUCUUCCAACAUGCCCAGCUUUGGGAGAUUGUGAGUUUUCUAGGUUGGGCUCUUUGGGUACAUUCCUUUUGUCUUCCCUGCCUGUAAGUCACAGUGGUUUUUUGUUGAUACUCAUAAGGAACUAAACUGGGCACCAGGUGCUGCCUCUGUGAUAGAGAUAUAGGUGCAGUCAGGUCUAAAAGAGUGUCUCAAUUCCUGACCAUUCUCCCAGGAUGAGGACUUGCAGAGGCCUGAGGACAGUGGCUUCUGUGUGACUGCUGCUGUGUUGUGUGAUAGGUAUAUCAGGGCGAGAUCUUGUAACUUGAAAUAAAGUCUGUAAAUUCAGUAUGUGGAUGUGGGAGAGCGGUUGGAAGGAAAGGACUAGGGUCUGGAGAGCUUAAGAACUACUUUUUCUUAUGAGUUCCAUGUUGACUUUUUGAACAGCCACAGCCUAUGGUCAGAUUUAAAAUAGUAACCGACAGCUUUUUCUUAUAUGAGUCUAUUGGACGGCAUUAUUUGAACUGGCCUUCCUUGUUAGUUCACAUGUCAUAGGAGAGUAUCUUAGGGAGCUUGUAUUGCCAGAUGUGUACAUUGAUUCCCAAGCCUUUACCUUGAGAGAAUGGAACUCUGACUUGUUUUUAGGGAGGUGUAUAAGCAAAGAAAAUUCUUUAUUCCAGCUUCAGCUUUCAGCUGCAGUUGUUGCCUAAAUAAGGAGAGGGCCUUGGAAGUACAGAAAUAGAAGUAUCUCUUUCUUCUGGGGCUGCUUUUCUUUCUUUGGUCUCCAGUAGCUUGCACAAGCUCAGACUUAUAAAAGCUGUUGGAAAUGUGUUGCACUUGCAGAAAGAGCCAUUUUCUAGACCGUGGGUAUCACCGUCACAAAGAGUACAAUGGAUUCCUGUGUGGCUCCAGUCUGGAAAGUGCUACAGGGAUCCAGAUCUAGCCAUUUCUUCAUCCUGAAGACUUGCUCUUCUGACACAGGGCAGGCUCCGAUUCUAGGUGCAGUCUAAAGGGCUUGUCCUUCUGUCUGGUUUGGGGUUCCAUCUUGGAUGUCAAUUUCAGUGUGGUUUCACAAGGCAUAUUUAGUCAGGACUAAGAAAUGUUCCUGCCAAAUGAGCAGUGAACCUGAGGGCUGGACUUUCCAGUCCUAUUCGGACAGAGUGUGCUGAUUCCAGGAUGAGAAAGCAGCUAGCAGUGUGAUCCCCUUUUUAAAUGUUUAGGCUGAUGCUUCCAAUGGCUCCUCUUACAGCCCAAAUUUUCUCAAUCCAUUUUGUUGUGAGGUGGGAGCACAGCUGUUACCCAGAUCACAGGCUCAGCUAUUUUAGAGUUUGCCAACUUCUUAGCAGAAAAUGCUUUUGGGUCUCAUUGGACCUUGACUGGGAAAGGCUGGGAGCCUCUGUCUGUCUCUUAGGAGAGGAUCUGGGUGCAAGCCAAGCUGGACACCUUUAUCCUUUAAAGGCGAGGCUGUUAUUUUAAAGUGACCACUUUGAUGUUGAAUUUAAGUUACUAUUUUGUUGAAACUUUUUUUAUUGGCAACUGGAAGUUGGAGAAUUUGUAUAGAAAAAAACAUGUAUUUUUAACAGUUGCCAAUGCCUGCUGGUCUCAGUGUUCGUUUAUUAGUGAUUGAUUUCUGAUUUUUGUGGUUAUUGAACUCUAAAACUCCAAGACGAAAAUUAUUUUAUCUCUUGCUUUUCAAGGAGAAAAACAUGAAACAAAGGAAAUGCCCUUUCAGUUUCUUCGGGCCUUAGAACUAAACAGAAAACUUGAUGGUCGCAGCUUAGGCCUAAGCACCUGUAACUUCGGGUCUUCGGGCCAGUUUCUGACUGUAGCAGUUGACUUUGGUGGCCAUAUAAGGCCAAACUGAAAAAGAUCAUAAAUAAAAGGCUGGACCUUUGUAGCACUUCAGUUUCCAAAAUCAAAAUAACUGGGAUCUUUUAAAUUAAGGUUCUGAUGCUAACUCUAUGGCUUAAAACUGUUUUUAGUGAAAUACUAAGCAGUUUUCCAAUUGUGUAUUGCUACAAUGUCAAAGUUUUGUCUUGAUUUUGGAGAGGCUGAGAAGUAAGGUCAGUUGGAUACUCUGGCAGUUAUAUAUCAGAGAGGAAAAUCUUUUGAAGUAGUCAAAGGAAACAGCUUAACUGAAUCUUCUUACAUUAGUGCUGCUGCGAACACCACAUAGAAACAUUAGGAGCCCAGGAAUCUACCUACUGUGAUUGGAAGGGGCAAGUGUUCUUCAAUAAGGGUCCUAGCAGCACAGGUUAUUAAUGUUUCUUGGUUUAGGUGAUGUUGAGGUAUGGGAACAGGCAGAAGAGACCUACAUUUAACUAAGAUUUGGAGAUACCCACCUAUUGGGAAAGACUAUAUAUCCCUCUCCUUGGGGAUAUUGCAAACCUUAUUAGUUUAGGAGGUGGGUGGGGAAAACAGGAGGGUUGACCCAGAUCUGGUGUGCAUUGGGAACCCUCAUCUCCUCCUACCUCUGCUUGCGGUUCCCAAGUGAAUAAUUGCUCCUUCAUUGCCCACAGUAUCCUUCAUUCUUCUGGUCCCACUGCCCUUUGUAGUUCACAGAGUACUUUCUGCAGCCACUGCUCUGCUGUCAUGUGAAUUUCAUCCACAGACUUGGUUAGUCACAACUUUGAAAGAUUUUCCCCCAUUGUUUUUAAUCUUCUGUCUUUAUUUCUCCCAUUUUGCAGCUGUAAUUGUUGGCAAGGGACAGGGCAGUAGGAGGGUGACUGAAGGCAACACUCAAAUUUUGUGCUUGCUACUUGACUUUCUGCCCACCCCGGUACUGCUGCCCCCAUCAGUCUAGUUUUUAUGGGAGUCAUAGGAAUCGGACAGCUUAGUACACUGAACUCCACAAGGUGUCAGCCAAGAGUCACCACCCCACCCCAGGGGAUAGAAAUCUGUAAAGGGACAGAGGCACCAUUAUUGUUCCAAAAGAAAAUGCCCCUUAGAUUUUGUUACUAGGAGUCUCAUUUUUGAGACUACCUUCUACUGGCUACCUUUGAUUUUAUAAUAGUGAAGAAACAUUCUAGGCAAUUUACUAUAAAAUGGUACAAUGUUUUCACUCUGUAACUCAAUACUAAGUGAUAAUCUGCCCUCUUGAUUGUGAACCUCAGGAAUGUUUAGUGCUGGAUGGGUGGUUUGGAAGGCAGGGUCUUUUUUUUUUUUUUGAACAACUUUAUUGAGGCAUAUUUUACCUAUCAUAAAAUUCACCCAUUUCAAGUGUUAAAUUCAGUUAUUUUAGUAACUUUCCUGAGUGCCGCUGCCAUAACCGUUUUAGAACAUUUUUACCCACCCCAGUAAGAUCCUUCAUUUAUAGCACAGUCACCCCUGUUCCCAGCUCUAAGUGACACUGAUCUUUGUCUCUAUAAAUUUGCCUUUUCUGAACGUUAUAUCAAUGGAAUCAUACAAAAUCUGGUCUCUUGCCUCUGGCUUUUUUCACUUAGCAUAUUGUACGAUUUGUCCAUGAUGUUUAACUUGUGUUGGUAGUUCGUUCCUUUUUAUUGCUGCAUAGUAUUCCAUUGAUGGAUAUACCACAUUUUGUCAGCAAGGAAUCUUUUAAACUUGGACUUUAAUCUCCUGUGGUCUAAAGGAACCCUCAGAACAUAGGACUCUAGGGGAAGGUGCUCUGCAUAUCAAAGGAAAUGCUUAUCAGAACCAGCUUUGUCAUCAGAAGCUCCGCAUUAAGAGCCUGAACUGCUGCAGAAAUUUUUGUAAUUUUGCAACUUUUUUUUAUAAGGAACUACCUGCUCUCUACAGGAAUAGCAUCUGAUAUUAAUUUAUUCUAACAUAUGAGCAUGUAUUUGAGUGGACAAGAAAGUGAACCAUCAAUAAUACUGUAUUGGAAAUUUUUUUCCUCCUGAACUGGAUGGUGGAGUCUCUGAACUUUAUAAAUACAGUAUCUCCCACACAAAGUGGGACCUUUAUUAAAGAUCAUGCUGCCUUCGUUGGACAGAUUUUGGGCGAAGGAGGACCGCCAGCAGAGGAAGUGCAUAGAAGGGGAGCGCAGCUUGUGGAGCAAGAAGCCCCCAGAGGUCUGGGCACGCCCGCCUUUCUGCUGGUGUGGAUGGUGAAGUGCUGAUGGUGUCCAGAGGCAGCGUAGCACCUCCAGCUGGCCUGGGUCUUGACUUGUGGACCUUUAUCCCUGUUUCACAAGUGUUUAAAAGCUGUUUUUAUUGCUUUUUCCCCCUAAAUAAACAUUACAUGGUAGCUAUUAAUACUACUUUGGGGGAGGGGCAGGGUUUUAAAAUUGAAAAUAAUUUUCAUAAAAAUGUCAAAAAUAGAAAAAAAAAGUUAUGUUUUAAGAAAUUUGCUAUACAAACCAAAUGGCAGCUGUUGAAAAUCUUAAUAAAAUGAGAAUAAAAUGUG